CACGCAUCCUUUAUGCUGUUCCUCUCCGAAACUUCUUGCUCUGUUUAAGUAAAAAAAUUGCACUUUCCGUUUUGGCUUUACUCAUUAUGCAAGUCAUAAUAUCAAAAUCCUUAUCUUGUACUAGACAUAUAACAAGUAUAUAAAUAAAUACCAGACAGUACUCUGCAAACACUCCUACAUUGUACAGUAAACAUCAUGAAUAUCAUCAACAGGGCAGCUUCGAUUUUUCUUCUUUUGGUGUUUUUCUUGGCUUUUUUCAAAGAUUCUGUUCAUGGGCGCCCUCUUUUACUGUCAAUGUCCAGACCCAAGCCGGAUGAUGCUGCCUUAUUUGCUCGAUGGCUCGUUUCUCAGAAUUAUUGGGGUGUCCUUAAUACUAUAGCAAGUGAUAUGGGAGGAGCACCGUUCGGGAAUGUUGUCUCAUUUAGUGAUGGGUUACCAGACAAAGGCCGUGGUAUACCAUACUUCUACUUAACAACGCUUGAUCCCACUGCUAGAAAUGCAUUGAAAGACCAGAGAUCAUCAUUUACAAUCAGUGAGUACGCCAUUGGAACUUGUGGCAAGAAAGAUCCUGAGAACCCAUCUUGUGCCAAAAUUACCCUCGUAGGAAAGUUGAAAGUGGUUACUGGAGAUCCAAAGGAAACUAGCUUUGCUCAAACUGCUUUAUUCACAAAACACCCUGAGAUGGAAGGUUGGCCCAAGAGUCACGAUUUCCAGAUAUACAAAUUAGAGAUUGAAGAGAUAUUUAUGAUCAAUUGGUUUGGUGGUCCCAAACCUCUCACCGUGGAUCAGUAUUUGCAGGCUAAAAUGGAUAGUCACAUGACCAUUGCAUGAACGCCUUUAUGUAUACAAUCUGCUGACAAGUUCUUUUCAAGUGAAGGUUGAAAGUGGUUUUGGAAUGUGAAAAAAGGGUAUCAAUUCAGUGAUCAAUGAAAUUCAACUGUAAAUAGGAGAUACUUGUGAAGCUCAUUAUCAUUCAUUCACUUGUGCAUUUGACAUUUUGUAUGAUUUCUGGUUUGUAAAAUAAUGGAAGUUGUAUGCAAAUAAUAGGAUGCAACAUCCCUUUUAACUAUUGCACAAGUCUCCAGAUAUUGGGGCCAGCUGAAGAGAACUUAAAAAAUUUAAAGAAGGAUGUUCGUUAAAUUUGCACAAUUUAUCACAGUCUUGUUUUAUAA
This is a messenger RNA of Solanum pennellii, 1172 nucleotides long. Its product is annotated as protein CREG1. NCBI's taxonomy places the organism in Eukaryota, Viridiplantae, Streptophyta, Magnoliopsida, Solanales, Solanaceae. The record is from RefSeq and is a predicted model, not a curated record. Bases 196 to 831 code for a protein of 211 amino acids. The transcript is spliced from 6 exons.